This is a messenger RNA of Schizosaccharomyces cryophilus OY26, 2756 nucleotides long. RefSeq names its product triacylglycerol lipase. The coding region runs from base 115 to 1635 and encodes 506 amino acids. Gene Ontology annotation, biological process: lipid metabolic process. Gene Ontology annotation, molecular function: triacylglycerol lipase activity. Lineage: Eukaryota; Fungi; Ascomycota; Schizosaccharomycetes; Schizosaccharomycetales; Schizosaccharomycetaceae. The transcript has a single exon. The record is from RefSeq and is a predicted model, not a curated record.
UGCAUUUGUCGCCUCUCAUACUCCAACAUUAUAAAGUAACUAUAAACCAAUCUCAUUGAAAAGUAUAAUCGACCAUUACUACGAAGACAGCAAGAUCAGGUUAAAUAAAUGUAAAUGUCUAAAGAUGAAUUGAAAUUUCAAAUGGAAUAUGCUUCCACAUACGAAGACUGGCUUCAGGCCGCCGAAAAAUUGGAUAUGGUAGAAGGAAAAUACGAAUGGCGGAAAUAUCCCGAAUCAGAUGAGUAUAAUUACAAGUUAGUUGAAAGCAGGCUUCAUGAAUUAAAGAAACUUCGGCUUGCUGGAGACGUACGGCUCAUGUUUGGAGUAUUACAAAAUUCAGUUGCGAGAGAUUUUGGAAACCUGGAUAACAGUCAAUUGUACAAUUAUGCUCAUUCUGGAACAAAGAAACUUAUUGAUGAGUUUAUUCAGGAAGUUCUUUACUGUCUCGAGUUUCUGGAAGAGACCCCGGUGCUAUCACUGGAGGAAAAGCUGGUUGAGUUCUCAAAACUGAAGUUUACUGUAGGAAAUACAGCUUUAAUCUUGAGUGGUGGAGGAACUUUUGGAAUGAAUCAUAUAGGUGUUUUGAAAGAUUUGUAUGAACAAGGUCUCAUACCCAAAAUCAUUUGUGGUUCUUCUGCCGGAGCCAUUGUUGCAUGCGCUGCAGGUGUACGAAACAGUGAAGAACAAAAGAUACUGUUAAAACAGUUUCACACAGGUGAUCUCAAUGUAUUUACAGAUCCAAACGUUCCUCCGCUUCCUUUGUGGACAAGUGUAAAACGCUUUUUUACAAAGGGAUGUGUCUUGGACAUUUGUCAUUUGGAAAGGGUCAUGAAGCUUUUGAUUGGCGACUUUACCUUCCAAGAAGCAUAUAAUCGAUCCGGUUAUAUUUUGAAUGUUACAGUCUCUUGUGGGAGCUCGUAUGAGAUGCCGAGUUUGUUGAACUACAUAACUACUCCGAACGUUCUCAUUUGGAGUGCGGUUGUAGCGACGUGUUCAGUGCCGGUUUUAUUUCAACCCGCAACACUGUGGGAAAGAGAUCCAUUGACACGAGAAGUCAGGGCUUUUUGCGUAACUGAUGCCCCUCUGUGGAUGGAUGGUUCGGUCGACAAUGAUAUUCCACACUCAAAGCUCACCGAAUUGUUUCAUGUGAAUCACUUUAUUGUAUCGCAAGUGAACUUUCAUAUCGUACCCUUUAUCAUGGACCCCGCUUCUCAUAGUUGGUUGGAACGAUGUACGAAAAAGGUAAUUGAUCUUGCAGCGCAAGAGGUGAGUCUUACGUUUCGGCUUUUAUCGGAAAUGGGGAUUUGCUCUACUCUGUUUACCAAGCUGCAGUCUGUUAUUACGCAGAAAUACUCUGGUGACAUUACAAUUCUUCCAAAACUGAAUUAUCGACAAGUUAAAAAAGUGAUUCAAAACCCAACACCUUCAUUUUUGCUCGACGCUAUGGCAAGAGGAAAACGCGGAACAUGGAAGAGGAUCCCAGUGACUCGGAAUCACUGCGCUAUUGAAAUGUUUCUUGAAAUUGCGUACGCAAGGAUCGUCAAAAAACUACAAGCUGAAGGAAAAACAAAACGUGAAAUUGAUAUGAUUCCUUAUCGAUCGAACAUUACUCAUCUAAACACACGAGCGAAGUAAAAGAAAAGAAAAACACAAACACAGAAAAAAUUUUUGGGAAAUCUGCAACAAGAAUGGAAUUAAAGGGUUUGCAUAUAUAUAUAUAUAUAUAUGUACUUUUCCAUGCUCCCCUUUUCAGUGGACCUGAGGAAAUGACAGUAUACAAUCAUCCUUCCUCUUCCAAUUUUGCAUGCUUCUUUAUACUGAACUAUUUAUUUACCUAAUUUUCUUCAUACCUCAUACUUUGAAUACGAAAAAACUCAACGUAUCUUUGGUAUAAUGAUUUGCAUGAUAAGAAUGUUAGCAAAGGUUUUCGUACCCGAAUGAAGGGGAAAAUAGUUUCCUUAAUAAGUAUUUCGAAAUUCCAUCGCGCUGUUACUAAUAUGAUAACGCUUUUCAUGUAGUGAUUGAUAAUACCUUCUUCGUACGGGAACAUAACAAAAGGCUCCUGGCAUAUGAUUGGCCGUCAAAUAACGACGACGGAAUAAUGUCCUAACUUCUGGACAACGAUCAGUAGAUCGAAAUGUUUUCUGGGGAAAGGGUACCUCCACUGUGGGUAAACCCAUGUCCUAAGCCAAUCAAAUUGUAGUGACGAUGAUAAGAUUAACUGUCACUUUUCUUGACGCAGACAUACCGAAAGUUUUCUUUCUCCGCUAAAGAACAUCCAAUGGAGUCCAUCAUACGGGAAAUACGAAACAACAAAGAGAAGAUGUAUUCUAGUGAAAGAAGUGACACCAUGAUAAAAUACGAAAAAAAAAUUUUUUUAUUAUGCAUGUACUUCCCAAAUAGAAUUGGUUUUGUUUUCAUUUUUACUCUAGGUUUUUAUAACUAAUUUUCAGACUAUUUUUCCAGUUUCUUGACUUGUGGUCUCGCAUGAACGCUGCUCUCAAGGGGCUUCUUUUUCUCCACUACAUGGAAUAACCAAUUACAUUUAAGAGAAACGGGACGGGUCGGACGUCUGCAAAAAAGUGGAACACAGUUCCCUUGUCUCCUAGUGUCGAGAGUUUCUCCACAUUAUAAAAGUAUGGAUACAGCAAGCUUGAAACAUCAAUGUGGGGCAUUCAGUAAAUAAGCACACCAACUUAUAGCGCAGAACCUGAAUACGAUACAAAUAAAAAUAAAUUAUCUUCUGAAAUCAAUUG